Molecule: messenger RNA, 772 nt
Organism: Drosophila innubila
Lineage: Eukaryota; Metazoa; Arthropoda; Insecta; Diptera; Drosophilidae
Product: mpv17-like protein 2
Exons: 1
Coding region: 80-670 (196 amino acids)
Biological process (GO): mitochondrial ribosome assembly
Cellular component (GO): cytoplasm; membrane
Source: RefSeq, a predicted model, not a curated record
AAAACUAUUUUGUUAAAUUAACUUUGUUAAUGUUGGCUAAAAGGGCGGUGGCCCAUAUAGCUUUCUGACAGUUAACCAAAUGCUUUAUCGUGAACGAUUGAAAAAUCUGCAGAGGGUCCUCAACCGCUGGCACAAUGUCGCAUUCAGUAAAAAAUUUCUGCUCUAUACAAACAUAGGUAUAUCCAUAUCGUUGAGCAUGUUGGGCGAUACCUUGGAGCAAUCUUACGAGCGGUUCACGGGUGAUAUCGUCGGCUGGGAUCGGACCCGGACAGUUCGAAUGGGUAUAUCGGGCUUGACGGUAGGCAUUGUUUGUCAUUACUGGUAUCAGUACCUAGACUACCUCUAUCCAAAGCGGACAUUACAAACGGUGGUUCGCAAGAUAUUAUUGGAUCAAUUCAUAUGCUCACCAUUCUACAUCAGUGUAUUCUUCCUCACAAUGGGAAUAUUGGAACACAAGUCCUGGCUGGAAGUCCAAGAAGAAAUCAAGGACAAAGCAAUUACCCUAUAUAAAGCAGAAUGGACCGUAUGGCCAGCCGCACAAUUUAUCAACUUUUUCUUUGUUGCUCCAAAAUAUCGUGUGUUCUACGACAAUACCGUGAGUCUUGGAUAUGAUGUGUAUACCUCGAAAGUGAAGUACAAAAAGAAGCCGAACACAGAUAAGAUAUCAUGAGAGUCGCACUGCAUAUCUUUUGCGUUUUACUUUAAAAUCAUUUAUUCGAAUUUCGAACAUAACGAAAUGUUAAUAUAUUAAAUUUUUGCGUAAGGGUAUAAA